Messenger RNA from Vollenhovia emeryi, 3109 nucleotides. It is a transcript of the gene Hira, whose product is annotated as protein HIRA homolog. Gene Ontology annotation, molecular function: protein binding; nucleosome binding. Gene Ontology annotation, biological process: DNA-templated transcription; chromatin remodeling; regulation of DNA-templated transcription. The coding region runs from base 308 to 2908 and encodes 866 amino acids. Gene Ontology annotation, cellular component: nucleus; HIR complex. The record is from RefSeq and is a predicted model, not a curated record. NCBI's taxonomy places the organism in Eukaryota, Metazoa, Arthropoda, Insecta, Hymenoptera, Formicidae. The transcript is spliced from 11 exons.
AGAGAGAGAGAGAGAGAGAGAGAUUGGAUUAUACUUUUAGAUCCGCGCCGUUAUAAGUCUAUUUCUCUGGAUCUAAUAGUAGAAUCCAAUCAGUGGAAAGCGCUCGCGGAGCAAUUUUCCCCGCUCAACGUACCCACCGCUACAGAUAUAUUUUUGUGUACGACGGACUAAGGUUAUGUCUCGUGCAAAUUUUUAAAUUGUGCCGGGCACCCUUUUUUUCUACGGGAAUCAUAGCUCUAAGAUGUAACCAGAUUUAACGAUUGCUUAUCAAGUUGCGACAGUUACACAGCCUCAGACGACGAAGACAAUGAAGUUGGUCAAGCCCAAUUGGGUUACUCACGACGGGUAUCCGAUAUUUUCUAUCGACAUACAUCCCAAUGGGAAAAGAUUUGCCACCGGUGGUCAAGGUGGCGAUUCAGGGAGAGUUGUUAUAUGGAAUAUGGAACCGGUAGUUAACGAGACUGCCGAAUUAGAUUCUAACGUUCCGAAGAUGCUUUGUCAAUUGGACAACCACCUUGCGUGCGUCAACUGCGUUCGAUGGAGCAACGGUGGACUGUUGGCAUCGGGUGGUGUAGAUAAGCUUAUUAUGAUCUGGAGAUUGUCUGGGUCCGGUGGGAGUUGUAUGUUUGGUGGAAAAGCCAGCGUGGAGACUUGGAGGUGUAUCGCGACGUUGCGCUCUCACGAAGCUGACGUGCUCGAUCUUGCGUGGGCGCCGCACAGCCCAUGGCUGGCUUCCGCUUCGGUGGACAACAGCGUGAUCGUAUGGGACGCCUCCAAGUUUCCCGCGGUGGUCGCUGUGUUGAAGGGUCAUACAGGCUUUGUGAAAGGCAUCACUUGGGAUCCCGUGGGGAAAUACUUGGCUUCUCAGUCCGACGACAAAACGUUGAGGGUGUGGCGUACUACGGAUUGGACGGAGGCAGCGUUAAUAUCCGAGCCUUUUGACGAGUGCGGUGGAACGACUCAUGUCCUGAGACUCUCUUGGAGUCCAGACGGUCAGUACUUGGUAUCUGCCCACGCUAUGAACGGAGGAGGACCUACGGCUCAAAUAAUUGAACGAGACGGCUGGACACAGGAUAAAGAUUUUGUUGGACAUAGGAAGGCGGUAACUUGCGUUAGAUUUAAUGGCAAUAUUCUGCAGAAGAAGCAGCCGGGCUCUUCUAAGCCACAACAGUAUUGCUGUGUCGCGAUAGGAUCGCGAGAUCGUUCUCUAUCUGUGUGGUUAACAUCCUUAAAACGACCUCUGGUCGUAAUUCACGAGUUGUUUACACAUUCUGUAUUAGAUGCUAGUUGGUCACCGUGUGGCCUCCGCCUCGCCGCGUGCUCGUGGGAUGGGACAGCUGUAUUUAUUGAAUUUACUCAACAAGAACUGGGGCAACCUCUUGAUCCUGCCGAGCAAAGUAGCCUACACGAACGAUUGUAUGGCAAACCGUUGGUCCAAGGAGGUUGUAUGGUGAUGGAAGCACCAGAACUCCUUAAUUUGAAGCAACCGGUGUCGAAUCAAUCUUGUCAAGUAUCAUCUGCUCCUAGCAUUCCUCCUGUCGCUAACCCCGCGACUACUCCAGUUAAAGGGCCUAUCAAUAAACAAAUCGAAACGAGAACUUCGGAUGGUAAAAGAAGAAUCACUCCCAUGUUCAUCCCACCACCAGCAGACACGACAGAUACAAAUAUCAGUGGUAGUUUAGGUACACCAACGUUCACGAGUACAGUACAAACGAAAAGCUCGAUUGUGAUAGAAAAACGUAACGACGUUGUUGCACCUAACGUCACCUCCGCCUCCGUGAAGCCAGCUGCUGUUGACGCACCGGGAUCCUCCCUUACGUUAAAACGCAAGGAGCAAACGACACCGAAAGUACACCAUUCUUCUCCGAGUAAGAAGCCGAAAUUCAUAUCUGACAGGAAUGUAGUGGGUCAGAUGAUUCUGCCUCCACUGAAGCCGUCCAGUUCGUUGUCCCAGCAGGCUGGUCAUUACGCUGUGACUGUCACCAACAGUCAGGGCUUGGCUCAUUUGCAAGUAUUUAAGGGCACAGAUUCUGAACCGACCUGGGAUCUCUAUUUAGGAUACAGCGCUGUGGCAUUAGCAGCGUCGCCGGCUGUAAUAGCCUUGGGUCUGGAAGACGGAAGUCUUCAUACGUUUCAUCCUGCAAAAGGAUGUCGGCCAGCACCACCGCUAGCGCCACCGGCACCUUUGGCAAAGGUUCAUGCAGUUGGAAACGCGGUGAUGGUGAUAUCGAGCUGUGGCGCGGUUCGUGUAUGGGAAAUAGGAAAUACGUGCCGGAUGAUCGUUUCAACCUCAGCUGCUCAUUUAGCAGCACCUGGAACAUCUCUAUUGUCGUGCACUUUGUACAAUGGAAUGCCUCACGUAGCAUUUACUAAUGCACGAGCAUAUAUAUACCAUAAAGAUAUGGGCACAUGGCUGUUAAUUGGAGACAGUCAAGACCCUGUGUGGCGAUGGUCGUCAUUCAGCGUGCUGAGUACUUCCGGCAGUAGAUCGCCUAGGGGACCUUUGUCAUCGCUACAGGAAGGACUGCUCAGAACUUCUGGGAAUACUUUACCAAAUCCGCGAUUACCGCAUAGCGCGCCAAGCGUAGUUUCCUACUUGGAACAACAGUUACUCGCGUCUAAAGCUCUUGGAAGCGCCCAAGAAUACGUUCAUUGGCUCAUGGCUUUGGUGUCAUUCUUAUUAACGCAAGACGGUUUGGAGAAACGUCUAAGGCUAAUUUUGGACGACCUUUUGGGUCCGAGUCAUACGUCAGCUUCAAAAAGUAUAUGGGACCCUGUCAUCUUGGGAAUAAGGAAACAUAAACUUUUGGGCGAUGUACUGGCCGUAGUCGGUGGUCAUCUUCGUUGGCAAAGGUUAUACCUCGAGUAUUCGGAGCAGUUAACUUCACUGAGGAAUCAAAUUAAUUAACGAUGAGUCGUUACCGUGCAAAUUCAUUCAUACCAAAAGCAUCUCGUCUUUGGAUAUCUUUGUAUAAUUCUAAAGAUACCGUUGUGGAGAUCUAUUGUAGUAAGACUGUACAGUUUUUAUAUUAAUACUUACGGUACGAUACAGAUGUAUGAUAACGAAUAAACGAUAUUUAGUAUAUUAGCAAUUGUAUAUAAAAAAAAA